Molecule: messenger RNA, 847 nt
Organism: Gilbertella persicaria
Lineage: Eukaryota; Fungi; Mucoromycota; Mucoromycetes; Mucorales; Choanephoraceae
Product: emp24/gp25L/p24 family/GOLD-domain-containing protein
Exons: 3
Coding region: 90-659 (189 amino acids)
Biological process (GO): endoplasmic reticulum to Golgi vesicle-mediated transport; intracellular protein transport; Golgi organization
Cellular component (GO): COPII-coated ER to Golgi transport vesicle; endoplasmic reticulum; Golgi apparatus
Source: RefSeq, a predicted model, not a curated record
CAAAAACAAAUCUAAAGUCAAUAAAAUUUCAACUUCCUCUCUCCCCCCUUUUUUUCUCUCUCUCUCUCUUUUUAUAUAUAUACUAGACUAUGCGGCCAUCUUUGUUUGCCUUACUAGCUUUUUCGAGUAUUGUAGUCAACGCUAUUAAAUUUGACCUGCCUGCUGUUUCUAAAGACCGUGCUUUUGAAGGGGCCAAGUGUCUUGCUCAAUAUGUGCCUAAAGAUACGCUUGUUCUUGCUACUGUCAAUGUCGGUGAAGGUUUCAAUCAACGCGUUGAACUCGAGAUCUUGGAUGAUGCUGAAACUCGUAAUGUCUAUACAAAGAAGAGUAAUGUGAAUGGUGAACUUCGAAAUGCUUUCAAUACAAACAAUGAUGGUGAUGUCAUAGUUUGUUUCACUAACAUUCUUGAUGACGGCUUUCAAGAAGGUCCUCAAUACAAGCGUGCUAUUGAAUUACAAUUCAGUGUAGGUGCUGAAGCCACUGACUUUAAAAAAAUGGCAAAUGCUGAAAAACUUGAUCCAUUGGAACUCGAACUUCGCAAGUUAGAGACGGUUGUCAAGGAAAUUGUUGAUGAAAUGAAUUAUUUGAAGCGUCGCGAAGCUAAAUUGAGAGACACGAAUGGUAAGUGGAUAUUGUUUUAUACAUUUGUUGUAGAUUGACACAUCUACAUAGAAUCAACCAAUGAACGCGUCAAAUGGUUCAGUAUUCUCUCUUUAUUCACACUCUUUGGCCUUGGUACUUGGCAAAUCUUGUAUUUGCGUCGUUUCUUUAAGAGAAAGAGAUUGAUUGAUUAAGUACAAUGUAAAAAAUAAAAAUGUAUACUAUUUGAUAUCAUGCGCGAAAAAGG